GCUAGGCCCAGAGAGCCUGGAGGAGGAGCCUCUGCCAGAGUGGAGAGAAGCAGGCCUGAGCCUCCCCAAAGGCAGCUUCUGGGGGCUCCCAGGACCGCAGGCUGAGACGAGACGCAGGGUGGCUGGAGGAAGUGAGAGGUGAACUCAGCCUGGGACUGGCUGGGCGAGACUCUCCACCUGCUCCCUGGGACCAUCGCCCACCAUGGCCGUGGCCCAGCAGCUGCGGGCCGAGAGUGACUUUGAACAGCUUCCGGAUGAUGUUGCCAUCUCGGCCAACAUUGCUGACAUCGAGGAGAAGAGAGGCUUCACCAGCCACUUUGUUUUCGUCAUCGAGGUGAAGACAAAAGGAGGAUCCAAGUACCUCAUCUACCGCCGCUACCGCCAGUUCCAUGCUUUGCAGAGCAAGCUGGAGGAGCGCUUCGGGCCAGACAGCAAGAGCAGUGCCCUGGCCUGUACCCUGCCCACACUCCCAGCCAAAGUCUACGUGGGUGUGAAACAGGAGAUCGCUGAGAUGCGGAUACCUGCCCUCAACGCCUACAUGAAGAGCCUGCUCAGCCUGCCAGUCUGGGUGCUGAUGGAUGAGGACGUCCGGAUCUUCUUUUACCAGUCACCCUAUGACUCGGAGCAGGUGCCCCAGGCACUCCGCCGGCUCCGCCCGCGCACCCGGAAAGUCAAGAGCGUGUCCCCACAAGGCAACAGUGUUGACCGCAUGGCCGCUCCGAGAGCAGAGGCUCUAUUUGACUUCACUGGAAACAGCAAACUGGAGCUGAAUUUCAAAGCUGGAGAUGUGAUCUUCCUGCUCAGUCGGAUCAACAAAGACUGGCUGGAGGGCACUGUCCGGGGAGCCACAGGCAUCUUCCCUCUCUCCUUCGUGAAGAUCCUCAAAGACUUCCCCGAGGAGGACGACCCCACCAACUGGCUGCGUUGCUACUACUACGAAGACACCAUCAGCACCGUCAAGGACAUCGCGGUGGAGGAAGAUCUUAGCAGCACUCCCCUAUUCAAAGACCUGCUAGAGCUCACGAGGAGGGAGUUCCAGAGGGAGGACAUAGCUCUGAAUUACCAGGACGCUGAGGGGGAUCUGGUUCGGCUGCUCUCGGAUGAGGACGUAGCGCUCAUGGUGCGGCAGGCUCGCGGCCUCCCCUCCCAGAAGCGCCUCUUCCCCUGGAAGCUGCACAUCACGCAGAAGGAGAACUACAGGGUCUACAACACGAUGCCAUGAGCUGACGGUGUCCCUGGAGCAGUGAGGGGACACCAGCAAGAAUCUUCAGCUCUCGGAGGAGAUUAGGACCAGGAAAACCUGGGAGGAUGGGCAGACUUCCCGUCUUUGAGGCUAAUGGACCCGUGGGGCUUGUAAUCUGUCUCUUUCUACUCUUUACAUCUGAUUUAAAUAAACCAUUCCAUCUGAAAGGGG
This is a messenger RNA of Nomascus leucogenys (northern white-cheeked gibbon), 1414 nucleotides long. RefSeq names its product neutrophil cytosolic factor 4 (gene NCF4). Gene Ontology annotation, cellular component: NADPH oxidase complex. Gene Ontology annotation, molecular function: protein binding; phosphatidylinositol binding; superoxide-generating NADPH oxidase activator activity. Lineage: Eukaryota; Metazoa; Chordata; Mammalia; Primates; Hylobatidae. Gene Ontology annotation, biological process: respiratory burst; superoxide anion generation; phagocytosis. The record is from RefSeq and is a predicted model, not a curated record.